UAGAUUGCUCAUUAGCACCAGAUUUUUGUCAACCAAACCCUUGUGAAAACUAUGGUAAAUGUGUAAGCUCGUCCGACGGUUUUAUCUGUACGUGUGUUGAUGGCUUCAGUGGAUCUACAUGUGAGGUCUUACCAGAUACAAGUGUUUGGGAACCAUGGUCAGAAUGGAGCUCUUGCAGUGUGACAUGUGGUAAGGGAGAACAAAGUCGUCAAAGGGAAUGCAAGCUUGGUACCAAUGGAAAUGAGUGUUCUGGACAUAACGCAGAGGAAAGAGUAUACAUGUGAUGAAGAUUCGUGUCCUACAUGUCCGGCGUUAGGUAACCCCUACGGAAUGGUAAAAACGUGUGAGAAAACCGAAGAGGUGACCACUUGUACACUGAGAUGUCUUCCUGGAUAUUUUCCACCAAACAGUACAUAUAGCUCAGAGAACUGGACAGUUGUUUAUCAAUGCAGUCCAUUCUCCUCCUAUACCUGGAAUACAACGGCUGUUUCACCAUCAUGUACAAAAACAUCCGGUCGUCCACGCCGCAUUGAUGCUAGUGCUUCAAUGGCGAUUUUCCCGCAAAUUUCUUGUGGAAAGUCGUCUGCGUACGAAAUUUUUAUACGAAAUCUCGUGUAUGGCUCCAUUUGUCAGCUUGGGAUCAGCUGUACAGUCAUCGCAGACGUAACUCAAUGUGGCAACAGGAAAAGACGUCAAACAACCGCAGAUAAUAGCGAUAUAACAUUAACUUUCGCGUUUGAGUUCGACAAUGAAACUGACUCUGGUAACAUCAAUAUGACAGAAUACUGGGAUGCAAUUGAAGAUUCUUUAUCACCAUUAUCAACAAAUUCUGGUGACUGGUUGACUAUUGUGAUAGAUGGUGUUACAUAUGUAGCAGAUACAGCAAAUAUAACCAAAGGAGCCAAUCUGGAAUGUAGUAGUGGAUACUUUUUACAGGACGAAUAUGAUAUUUGCGUUGGUUGUUCUCCCGGCACAAUGUAUGAUGCUAGAAAUGGUUACUGUCUCUCGUGCCCAUUAGGAACUUACCAGGAACUUGCGGCCCAGAAUUGGUGUGUACCAUGUCCUAUUGGCUACACGACAAACAUCACUGGCAGCUACGACCAGUACGACUGCUAUUCUCGUGUUGGUUGGCAAUGGACUAUGGUGCAAUUAACAAUGAAGCUCGUGUUAGUUGGCAUGGACUAUGGUGCAAUUAACAAUGAAGCUCGUGUUAGUUGGCAUGGACUAUGGUGCAAUUAA
Messenger RNA from Ruditapes philippinarum (Manila clam), 1239 nucleotides. Its product is annotated as thyroglobulin-like. The record is from RefSeq and is a predicted model, not a curated record. The transcript has 7 exons. The coding region runs from base 235 to 1239 and encodes 334 amino acids. Lineage: Eukaryota; Metazoa; Mollusca; Bivalvia; Venerida; Veneridae.